AUGUCGAAUUCAACCAAGGCAGAGAUAGGGGGCUCAACAGCAGCUGCGAGCCUGGCUAGCAAGGAUAAUCCGGAAACCUGGUGGAAAGCAUGUUCAGAAGCUGGCACAGCCAGGUCGAAGAGUGACACCAAUGAGCAGCCGCAAGUAGAGAGCAACAGCCACUCCGCCGACAGCAAAGAAGGGCAGUCUGCUGAGGCAGCUUCACCCGACACCGCUUGCCUCCACCAAUCCUAUCCUGCCAGCAUGGCAACACCUGAAGUGUCUCCAGCAGAGCUGGACCUGGAUCCGCAAGGACUUUCCAAUCUCCAAGAGGAUUCGACCAAGCCACCAACGCGACCUUAA
Capronia epimyces CBS 606.96 is the source of this 342-nucleotide messenger RNA. RefSeq lists its product as uncharacterized. The record is from RefSeq and is a predicted model, not a curated record. NCBI's taxonomy places the organism in Eukaryota, Fungi, Ascomycota, Eurotiomycetes, Chaetothyriales, Herpotrichiellaceae. The coding region runs from base 1 to 342 and encodes 113 amino acids. The transcript is spliced from 2 exons.